Clarias gariepinus (North African catfish) is the source of this 16640-nucleotide messenger RNA. RefSeq names its product ryanodine receptor 1-like. Gene Ontology annotation, biological process: calcium ion transmembrane transport; intracellular calcium ion homeostasis. The coding region runs from base 128 to 15169 and encodes 5013 amino acids. Gene Ontology annotation, molecular function: protein binding; ryanodine-sensitive calcium-release channel activity. Gene Ontology annotation, cellular component: sarcolemma; calcium channel complex; Z disc. NCBI's taxonomy places the organism in Eukaryota, Metazoa, Chordata, Actinopteri, Siluriformes, Clariidae. The record is from RefSeq and is a predicted model, not a curated record. The transcript is spliced from 106 exons.
AGAGUGUGUGAGAGAGCGGCGAGAGAAAGGUAGAUUCUGUGAAGAGAGAGAGUUUAAAAAAAAAAAAAAACACUGGAAGGAUUUUUGUGAUUUCUCUUGAGAAGCUGCUGCUAACGUUGGGAGCAGGAUGGCCGAUGGAGAGGGAGGGGACGAGGAGAUCCAGUUCCUGCGAACGGAUGACACGGUGGUGCUCCAGUGUACAGCGACCGUCCUGAAGGAGCAGAUCAAGCUGUGUCUGUCUUGUGAGGGCUUCGGGAACCGACUGUGCUUUCUUGAAACGACAUCCAACGCCCAGAAUGUGCCCCCUGACUUGGCUAUCUGCGCCUUCAUCCUGGAGCAGUCGCUUUCGGUGCGGGCACUUCAGGAGAUGCUUGCCAAUACCAUGGAGAUGGAGUCCUCUCAGGGAGGAGGCCAUCGAACCCUGCUGUAUGGCCACGCCAUCUUGCUGAGACACAGCCACUCUGGCAUGUAUCUCAGUUGCCUGACCACAUCACGUUCGCUCACGGACAAGCUGGCCUUCGAUGUGGGUUUGCAAGAGGACUCUACAGGUGAAGCGUGCUGGUGGACCAUCCAUCCUGCAUCCAAGCAGAGGUCAGAAGGUGAGAAGGUCAGAGUGGGAGAUGACUUGAUCCUGGUUAGCGUGUCAUCUGAGAGAUACCUGCAUUUGUCCUAUGCCAGUGGGGACUUGAUGGUGGAUGCCUCGUUCAUGCAGACUCUGUGGAACAUGAAUCCUGUGUGUUCAGGCUGUGAGCUAGCAGAAGGUUUUUUAACGGGGGGCCAUGUUCUACGCUUGUUCCACGGUCAUAUGGACGAGUGUCUGGCCAUAUCACCGCCAGAUCAAGGAGAAGAACAGCGCAAGAUUGCACAGUAUGAGUCAGGAGCUGUCUGUAGUCAAGCACGCUCUUUGUGGAGACUUGAACCGUUGAGAAUCAGCUGGAGUGGUGGUCAUAUGAAGUGGGGUCAGCCAUUCCGCAUACGCCACAUUACCACUGGACGUUAUCUUUGUUUGGAUGAAGAGAAGGGUCUGUUGGUACUCGAUCCCGAGAAGGCAAAUACCAAGCAGUCAGCUUUCUGCUUCCGUGCCUCCAAGGAGAAGGUGGAGGUGGUGAAGAAGCGUGAUGUUGAGGGCAUGGGGGUUCCAGAGAUCAAGUAUGGCGAGUCUAUGUGCUUUGUCCAGCAUGUCUCCACAGGUCUUUGGCUCACCUAUGCUGCCCUUGAUGCCAAAGCAGCUCGUUUGGGUACUAUGAAAAGAAAGGUUACUCUGCAUCAGGAAGGCCACAUGGAUGAUGCCCUGGUGAUGUCACGCUCUCAGACAGAGGAGUCUCAGGCAGCCCGCAUGAUCUACAGCACCACUGGACUUUUUAAACUGUUCAUUAAGGGGCUAGACUCUCUGAGUGGGAAGAACAGAGCUACAGGUCCAGUCUCACUGCCUCUGGAUGGAGUGAUUCUCUCCCUUCAAGAUCUUAUCCACUACUUUCGUCCACCUGAAGAGGAACUAGAGCAUGAGGAGAAGCAGACGAAACUGCGCUCACUGCGCAACCGGCAGAACCUCUUCCAAGAAGAGGGAAUGAUUACCAUUGUGUUGGAGUGUGUGGAUCGGCUUAACGUGUACAAUACUGCUGCUCACUUCUCCGAGUUCGCUGGUGAAGAGGCAGCCGAGUCCUGGAAGGAAAUUGUCAACCUGCUCUAUGAAUUGCUGGCAUCACUUAUCAGAGGGAAUCGUGCUAACUGUGCUUUGUUCUGCGAUAAUCUGGAUUGGUUGGUCAGUAAACUGGACCGUUUGGAGGCCUCCUCAGGCAUUCUGGAGGUGUUGUACUGCAUUUUGAUUGAAAGCCCUGAAGUCCUGAACAUCAUCCAGGAGAACCACAUCAAGUCUAUCAUCUCUCUUUUGGACAAGCACGGGCGCAACCACAAGGUAUUGGAUGUGCUGCGCUCUCUGUGUGUAUGCAAUGGCGUGGCUGUGAGAUCAAACCAGAACCUCAUCACGGAAAAUUUGCUACCACGUCGUGAGCUUCUGCUCCAGACCAACAUCGUGAAUUAUGUUACUAGUGUAAGACCCAAUAUCUUCCUAGGCACAUGUGAGGGUUCAACACAGUAUAAGAAGUGGUACUACGAGAUGAUUGUAGACUAUGUGGAGCCUUUUGUGACGGCCCAGCCUAGUCAUCUGCGUGUUGGCUGGGCGCUAACAGAAGGAUACAGUCCCUAUCCAGGGGGAGGAGAGGGUUGGGGGGGCAAUGGAGUUGGCGAUGACCUUUACUCCUAUGGAUUUGAUGGACAUCACCUUUGGUCAGGUCAUGUGGCUCGUCAUGUUGCAUCACCCAACCAGCAUAUCCUGGCAGCUGAUGACGUUGUAAGCUGCUGUCUGGAUUUGAGCGUACCCAGUAUCUCUUUCCGUAUCAAUGGGCAUCCUGUUCAGGGCAUGUUUGAAAAUUUCAAUUUGGAUGGCCUCUUCUUUCCCGUUAUCAGCUGCUCAGCUGGGGUCAAAGCGCGAUUUCUAUUGGGUGGACGUCACGGUGACUUUAAGUUCUUACCUCCACCUGGCUAUGCCCCAUGUUACGAGGCUCUCCUGCCCAGAGAGAGGAUGCGCAUCGAGCCUGUCAAAGAGUACAAGCAUGACUUUAAUGGAGUCAGAAACCUCCUGGGCCCCACACAGUCCCUCACACACACUUCUUUCACACCUUGUCCUGUGGACACUGCUCAGAUUGUGUUGCCCCCUCACUUGGAGCGCAUCAGAGAAAAACUGGCUGAAAACAUCCAUGAGCUGUGGGCUGUCACUCGAAUAGAGCAGGGUUGGACUUAUGGUCCAUUCCGUGAUGAUAAUAAGAAACUGCACCCAUGCUUGGUGGACUUCCAGAGCUUGCCCGAACCUGAGAGAAACUACAACUUGCAGAUGUCUGGAGAAACUCUGAAGACACUUCUGGCUCUAGGGUGCCACGUGGGUAUGGGAGAUGAGAAAGCCGAAGAAAAUCUGAAAAAGAUCAAGCUGCCCAAAACCUAUGUGAUGAGCAGUGGGUACAAGCCAGCUCCUCUGGAUCUCAGCCAUGUGAAACUGACCCCCAACCAGAACCAGCUUGUGGAGAAGCUGGCGGAGAAUGGGCACAAUGUGUGGGCACGAGACCGUGUGAGGCAGGGUUGGACCUACAGCAUUGUGCAGGAUAUUAUGAAUAAACGUAACCCUCGUCUGGUACCGUACGUCUUGCUGGAUGAGAGAACCAAGAAAACCAACAGAGACAGUGUGAACAAUGCCGUACGCACCCUUAUUGGCUAUGGAUACAACAUCGAGCCACCCGACCAGGAGAGCAGUGGUCACUCAUUGGAGAGUGGGCGAGGGGACAAGGUUCGAAUCUUCAGAGCAGAGAAGCAGUAUGCAGUAACUUCAGGAAAAUGGUACUUUGAGUUUGAAGCAGUGACCACAGGAGAGAUGAGGGUAGGCUGGGCUCGACCUAACGUGCGUGCAGGCACUGAGCUUGGAGCUGAUGAACUGGCUUAUGUCUUCAAUGGAAACAGGGCUCAACGCUGGCACAUUGGAAAUGAGCCCUUCGGGCGGCAGUGGCAGUCGGGAGACGUGGUGGGAUGCAUGAUUGACCUGGUGGAGAUGAACAUCAUGUUCACUCUGAAUGGAGAGAUGCUGAUCAGUGACUCAGGCUCAGAGAUGGCCUUCAAAGACAUCGAGAUUGGAGAUGGUUUCAUCCCUGUCUGUGCACUGGGACUUUCUCAAGUUGGCCGUAUUAACUUGGGCCAGAAUGUUAGCAGCCUGCGCUAUUUUGCCAUUUGUGGAUUGCAGGAGGGAUUUGAACCUUUUGCCAUUAACAUGAAGAGAGACAUUACCAUGUGGUUCAGCAAGAGUUUGCCCCAGUUUCUCCCAGUGCCCAGUAACCACAAUCAUAUUGAGUUGUCUCGUGUGGAUGGCACAGUGGAUAGCGCCCCCUGUCUGAAGCUCACCCACAAGACGUUUGGGUCCCAGAAUGCCAACACAGACAUGAUAUUUCUGAGGCUAAGCAUACCAAUUGAGUUUCAUGAGACUUUUAAAGUGCAGGCAGGUACCACACCCCUAACUCGAGCACUAACCAUCCCAGAGGAUGAAGUGUUGGAGGUGGAUCCUGACUCUGAGUAUGAAGUGCUGAAAAAGUCAGCCAGCAAGAAGGAGCAGGAGGACAAAGAAAAGGAACCGUCCGUGCCCAGAGACAUACCUGGUGUCAAGGAGAAUGACAAGGACACUGCUUCUGAGAAAGGCAAAAAGAAAGGUUUCCUGUUUAAAGCUAAGAAAGCUGCCAUGAUUACUCCUCCCCCUCCUCCCCCUGUUUUGCCACGCUUGGUACAGGACGUGGUGCCGGAUGAUCGUGAUGACCCUGACAUCAUUCUCAGUACCACUACAUAUUAUUACUCAGUGCGGAUCUUUGCUGGCCAAGAGCCUGGUGGUGUUUGGGUUGGCUGGGUCACCCCUGACUACCAUCAGUAUGAUCCUAGCUUCGACCUCUUCAAAGUUCGCACUGUAACAGUGACUGUAGGUGAUGACAAGGGCAACAUUCAUGACAGCAUAAAACGAAGCAACUGCUACAUGGUGUGGGGAGGCGACUUAAUCAGCGGUUCACAGCAACGCUUCAGCCAGGAGGAUCUUGUUGUUGGUUGCUUGGUUGACUUGGCCACUGGUCUUAUGACUUUCACAGCCAAUGGGAAGGAAAUCAAUACCUUUUACCAGGUGGAGCCCAACACCAAGCUUUUCCCUGCCGUGUUUGUUCAGCCCUUUAGCCAGAACAUGCUGCAGUUUGAGUUGGGAAAGCUAAAGAACAUUAUGCCUCUCUCAGCGGCCAUGUUUCGCAGUGAACGGAAGAACCCUGUGCCUCAGUGUCCUCCUCGUCUUGAUGUCGAGAUGCUCACGCCAGUUAUAUGGAGCCGUGUCCCAAACCACUUCUUGAAACCUGAAAUGGGUAAAGUGAGUGAGAGGCACGGAUGGAUGGUAGAAUGCACUGAACCUCUCACCAUGAUGGCAUUGCACAUUCCCGAGGAGAACAGGUGCAUUGAUAUCCUGGAGUUGUCAGAACGCCAAGACUUGUUGAAAUUCCACUACCACACUUUGAUGUUGUAUUGCGCCGUGUGCGCUUUGGGCAACAACCGCGUGGCCCAUGCUCUCUGCAGCCAUGUGGAUGAAUCACAGCUUUUCUAUGCCAUCGAGAACACAUACCUUCCUGGGCCAUUGCGUAUCGGUUACUACGACCUGCUCAUCAGCAUCCAUCUAGAGUCAGCGAAGCGCAACCGUCUGGGUACCAAUCGUGAGUUUAUUGUGCCCAUGACGAAAGAGACGCUUAGUAUCACUCUGUACCCAGAUGCUGACACCGCCCAUGAUCUGCCUGGUGUGGGUCUGACCACCUGCCUCAGGCCUAAACUCCAUUUCUCACCUAUUAAUUUUGUGGGCACAGAUCCAGACCUGUACACUCUGAGUCCUAUCUUCCCUCUGCAGGAACUAAAGACCAAGUCUCUGAGCAUGCUAACUGAGGCUGUAAUGGACGGGAGUCAGGCCAUGCGUGAUCCAGUAGGGGGCAGCGUCGAGUUCCACUUUGUUCCCAUUCUUAAACUCAUUAGCACACUUCUCAUCAUGGGUAUCUUUAACGAUGAUGAUGUCAAGCACAUUCUUAAGAUGAUUGACCCCAAUGUUUUCAGAGAAGAUGAGGAGGAUGAAGAGCUUAAAGCCCUCAAAAAGGAGGAAGGAGAGGAGGGGGAUGAGACGGAGAAGGCAGAGGAAGAAAAGCAGGAACGACAAAAAGUGGAUGGAGAAAAAGCAGAGGAGGAGAAGGAAGCAGAGGAAGGAGGAGAAGAGGGAUCUGGGGAAGAGGAGGAGGCACCAGAGGAAGGUCUGUUGCAAAUGAAACUUCCUGAAUCAGUCAAACUGCAGAUGUGUAUCCUGCUGCAAUAUUUCUGUGACUGUGAGCUGCGGCACCGUGUGGAAGCUGUUGUCGCUUUCUCUGAUACAUUUGUGCAGUACCUACAAACCAACCAACGUGAUCGCUACAAUCAGCUCAUGAGAGCUUUCACCAUGACUGCUGCUGAGACAGCACGAAGGACCCGGGAGUUCCGGUCUCCUCCACAAGAGCAGGUUAUUAUGCUGACUCACUUUAAGCACAAUCCUGAAGACGAGGAGUGUCCAGUGCCUGAUGAAAUACGAGAACUUCUCCAGACUUUCCACAGUGACCUUCUGAAUCACUGUGGUAUACACCUUGAGGAAGAGGAGGAAGAGGAGGAGGUGGAAAUGUCGCUUAAAGGAAGACUGCUCAAGUUAGUGGAAAGAGUGAAGAGUUUGCGUAAACAGCAGCAAGAAGAAGAAGAACCUGAACCAGAUGAGGAGCCUAAACCCAGCACAUUGCAGGAGCUAAUUUCUCACACAGUGAUCCACUGGGCACAGGAGUCAUUUAUCCAGAACCCAGAGCUUGUACGAAUGAUGUUCAGCUUACUUCACCGGCAGUAUGACUCUCUGGGCGAGUUGAUUCGAGCUCUGCCCAAAGCGUACGCCAUCAAUGGCGUGUCUGUGCAGGACACCAUGGACCUACUAGAGUGCCUGGGCCAGAUCCGCUCCCUUCUCAUUGUUCAGAUGGGUCCUGAGGAGGAGAGGCUUAUGAUUCAGAGCAUCAGUAAUAUCAUGAACAAUAAGGUGUUCUACCAGCAUCCUAACUUAAUGAGGGCUCUUGGCAUGCAUGAGACGGUUAUGGAGGUCAUGGUCAAUGUGCUUGGAGGUGGUGGAGAUUCAAAGGAGAUCCGAUUCCCCCAUAUGGUGACGAACUGCUGCCGCUUCCUGUGUUACUUUUGCCGUAUCAGUCGUCAGAACCAACGCUCCAUGUUUGAUCAUCUUUCAUACCUGCUUCAGAACAGUGGCAUCGGCCUCGGAAUGCGUGGAUCAACACCUCUGGAUGUGGCUGCAGCUUCCUGUAUUGACAACAAUGAGCUGGCUUUAGCGCUGCAGGAACAAGAUCUGGAGAUGGUGGUGACGUAUCUGGCUGGAUGUGGCCUUCAGAUGUGCCCAAUGCUGUUGUCUAAGGGCUACCCUGAUAUCGGGUGGAACCCCUGUGGUGGUGAGCGCUAUCUGGACUUCCUUCGAUUUGCUGUGUUUGUUAACGGUGAGAGCGUGGAGGAGAACGCUAAUGUGGUGGUGCGUCUGCUAAUUCGUCGUCCUGAGUGCUUUGGUCCCGCCCUAAGAGGAGAGGGUGGAGCUGGGCUGCUGGCUGCGAUGGAGGAUGCCAUUAAGAUCUCAGAGGAUCCAGCCAGAGAUGGGCCGACUCCGAAGAAAGACAGACGCUUCAUGUUUAGUGGAGAGGAGCAACAGGAGGAGAAUAGGGUGCAUCUUGGAAAUGCCAUCAUGUCAUUCUACUCGGCACUCAUCGACUUGCUGGGUCGCUGUGCCCCUGAGAUGCAUUUAAUCCAUGCUGGCAAGGGUGAGGCUCUGAGAAUCAGAGCUAUCUUGAGGUCUUUGGUUCCUAUAGAAGAUCUGGUGGGAGUCAUCAGUCUUCCUGUGCAGAUCCCGACUUAUGGAAAAGAUGGACAGAUUGUUGAACCCAAGAUGUCUGCCAGUUUUGUACCGGACCACAAGGCCUCCAUGGUGUUAUUCCUAGACAGAGUGUAUGGCAUUGAUAACCAAGACUUUCUGCUGCAUGUGCUUGAAGUCGGCUUCCUUCCAGACAUGAGGGCUGCAGCCUCUCUGGACACGGUGGCAUUCAGUACCACAGAGAUGGCGUUGGCACUCAAUCGGUAUCUGUGUUCAGCCGUGCUGCCACUUCUGACCAAGUGUGCUCCACUGUUUGCGGGCACUGACCACCGUGCCAUCAUGAUUGACUCCAUGCUGCACACCGUCUACCGACUCUCCCGUGGCCGUGCUCUCACCAAAGCCCAGCGUGAUGUCAUAGAGGACUGUCUCAUGUCUUUAGUCAAGUACCUGCACCCAUCAAUGCUGCAGCAUCUGUUACGGAGACUUGUAUUCGAUGUGCCAAUCCUCAACGAAUAUGCUAAGAUGCCUCUGAAACUGCUGACUAAUCACUAUGAGCGCUGCUGGAAGUACUACUGCCUACCCAAUGGCUGGGCAAAUUUUGGCACAACGUCAGAGGAAGAGCUGCAUCUCUCACGUAAACUUUUCUGGGGAAUCUUUGAGUCUCUAGCACACAAGAAAUUUUCUGCAGAGCUGUUUAAGAUCGCCAUGCCGUGCAUCUGUGCCAUUGCUGGUGCCAUCCCUCCUGACUACGUAGAUGCCAGUUAUUCUGCCACAGAGAAAAAAGCCACUGUUGAUGCUGAGGGCAACUUCGAUCCUAGACCUGUGGAGACUACCAACACCAUCAUCCCAGAAAAACUGGACGCCUUCAUCAACAAAUUUGCAGAGCAUACUCACGAUAGGUGGGCCUUUGAAAAGAUCCAGAACAACUGGACCUAUGGAGAGACACUGGAUGAGAUCGGGAAGACACAUCCUAUGCUCCGGCCUUAUAAAACCUUUUCUGAAAAGGAUAAGGAGAUCUACCGCUGGCCCAUUAAGGAAUCCAUUAAAGCCAUGCUAGCCUGGGAGUGGACUUUAGAGAAAGCUAGAGAUGAGGGGGAGAAGAUUGAAAAGGCCACCACCAGGAAGAUCUCUCAAACUGCUCAGGCUACUUAUGAUCCUAGUCAGGGAUACUCACCCCAGCCUGUGGAUUUAACUACCAUGGCUUUGUCCAGAGAGCUGCAGUCUAUGGCAGAGCAACUGGCUGAAAAUUAUCACAACACCUGGGGCAGAAAGAAGAAGAUGGAACUCCAGGCCAAAGGUGGUGGUACCCAUCCUCUGCUUGUCCCUUAUGACACAUUGACGGCUAAGGAGAAAGCCCGUGACAGGGAAAAAGCUCAAGACCUGCUUAAAUUCCUCCAGUUUGAAGGAUAUGCUGUUACUAGGGGCUUGAAAGACAUGGAGCAGGAGAUCUCUUCCAUCGAGAAACGGUUCGCUUACGGCUUCCUCCAGAAGUUGCUGAAGUGGAUGGAGAUUGCUCAAGAGUUCAUUGCACAUCUGGAGGCUGUUGUGAGUAGUGGAAGGGUUGAGAAAUCCCCUCACGAGCAGGAGAUCAAAUUCUUUGCGAAGAUCCUGCUGCCACUGGUUAACCAGUACUUUAAAAACCACUGUCUCUACUUCCUUUCCACUCCUGCCAAAGUUCUGGGCAGCGGUGGUCAUGCCUCCAAUAAGGAAAAAGAGAUGAUUGCCAGUAUCUUCUGUAAGUUGGCUGCUCUAGUGAGGCACAGAGUUUCCCUUUUUGGAACUGAUGCUUCAGCAGUAGUAAACUGCUUACACAUCCUGUCUCGUUCACUGGAUGCCAGAACUGUGAUGAAAUCUGGCCCAGAGAUUGUAAAAGCAGGCCUGCGUUCAUUCUUUGAGAGUGCUGCUGAUGACAUUGAGAAGAUGGUGGAGAAUCUUAAACUUGGCAAGGUUUCCACCAAAAAUCAGGUUAAAGGUGUGUCCCAAAAUAUUAACUACACUACCGUGGCUCUACUACCAGUGCUCACAUCACUCUUUGACCACAUUGCGCAACACCAGUUUGGUGAUGACGUCAUCUUGGAUGAUUUGCAGAUAUCCUGCUAUCGUCUUAUGUGCAGUAUCUACUCAGUCGGUACAGUUAAGACCCCUCAUGCUGAAAAGUUAAGGCCCGCUCUUGGUGAGUGUCUGGCUCAUUUGGCUGCUGCCAUGCCUGUAGCCUAUCUAGAGCCUCAGCUCAAUGAGUUCAAUGCAUACUCAGUCUACACAACAAAAACACCAAGAGAGAGAGCCAUCCUGGGACUUCCGAGUCAGGUGGAAGAGUUGUGCUUGGACAUCCCAGAGCUGGACGUGCUAAUGAAAGAGAUUAGUGACCUGGCAGAGUCUGGAGCUCGUUACACAGAGAUGCCGCAUGUGAUCGAGAUCACGCUGCCGAUGCUGUGUAACUACCUCCCGCGCUGGUGGGAAAGAGGGCCUGAGAACUUCCCAGAGCAGAUGGGCCAAGUCUGCACUGAGGUCACUUCUGAACACCUCAACCAGCUACUAGGCAGCAUCAUGAAGAUAGUGGUCAACAACCUGGGAAUUGAUGAGGCCUCCUGGAUGAAGAGAUUGGCUGUUUUUGCCCAGCCCAUCGUUAGCAGGGCCAAGCCGGAGAUGCUAAAGUCUCACUUUAUCCCCACUAUGGAGAAAUUGAAGAAACGCUCAGGGAAGGUAGUAGCUGAGGAGGAGCAGUUACGUAUGGAGGGAAAGACAGAGGUCGACAGUGAAGAAGGCACAAUCCGAGAUGAGUUUGCUGUACUCUGCAGGGAUCUGUACGCCCUCUAUCCACUGCUCAUCCGCUAUGUGGACAACAACAGGGCGAGAUGGCUAACGUGCCCUGAUUCUGAUGCUGAAGACCUGUUCAGGAUGGUGGGAGAAGUUUUCAUCUUCUGGUCGAAAUCUCAUAACUUUAAGCGUGAGGAGCAGAACUUUGUGGUGAUGAAUGAGAUUAAUAACAUGUCUUUCCUUACGGCUGACAGCAAGAGCAAGAUGAGCAAGGGUGGUGGUGCUGAUACAGAACGUACAAAGAAGAAGCGCCGUGGUGAUCGCUACUCGGUGCAAACCUCGCUGAUUGUAGCUGCUCUGAAGAAACUCCUGCCCAUUGGGUUAAAUAUGUGUUCUCCUGCAGAUCAAGAGCUCAUCAACUUGGCCAAGAUUCGUUAUUCUCUGAAAGACACAGAUGAAGAAGUGAGGGAGUUCCUACAGAAUAACCUCCAUCUGCAAGGCAAGGUGGAGGACCCCUCCAUGCGCUGGCAGAUGGCUCUGUAUAAGGAAACCUCAGGGAAGGCGGAGGAUGCUGAAAAUCCAGAGAAAGUUGUGAAGAGAGUUCAGGAAGUUUCUGCUGUGCUUUACCAUAUUGAAAUGACUGAGCACCCUUUCAAAUCCAAGAAGAUGGUUUGGCACAAGCUGUUGUCCAAGCAGCGUCGGCGGGCCGUAGUGGCAUGUUUCAGAAUGACUCCGUUGUAUAACAUCCCAAGGCACCGGGGGUCUAAUAUGUUCCUAGAUGGUUAUAAACGCAACUGGUUGGAGAACGAGGGCUACUCAUUUGAGGAUAAGAUGAUCGAUGAUCUUUCUAAAACUUUGGAGGAAGAGGAGGAAGAAGAAGAAGAGACCGAGGCCAAGCCAGAUCCUCUGCAUCAGCUCAUUCUUCAUUUUAGCCGCACUGCUCUCACUGAGAAAACAAAACUUGAUGUAGAUCACCUGUACAUGGCAUAUGCUGAUAUUAUGGCAAAGAGCUGUCACAUUGGUGAGGAGGACAAAGGGGGAGAGGAGGAGGAGGAGGGGGGCGAGGAGCCAUCGUUUGAGGAGAAGGAGAUGGAGAAGCAGAGGCUCUUGUACCAGCAGUCCCGACUCCAUAACCGUGGAGCAGCUGAGAUGGUACUGCAGAUGAUAAGCGCUUGCAAAGGUGAGCCUGGAGCCAUGGUGUCAUCCACUCUUAAACUGGGCAUCUCCAUCCUUAAUGGAGGGAACUGUGAUGUUCAGCAGAGAAUGCUGGAUUAUCUUAAGGAUAAGAAAGACGUUGGUUUCUUCCUGAGCUUGCAGGCUCUAAUGCAGACCUGCAGUGUUCUGGACUUGAAUGCAUUUGAGAGGCAGAAUAAAGCAGAAGGCCUGGGCAUGGUUUCAGAGGAAGGCACAAAUAUCAAGCUAGAACGGGAUGAAAAAGUGAUGGCAGACGAUGAAUUCACAUGCGACCUCUUCCGUUUCCUGCAGCUGCUUUGCGAGGGUCACAAUAACGAUUUCCAGAACUACCUGCGCACCCAGACUGGCAGCACGACCACCAUCAACAUUAUUAUCUGUACCGUGGACUACCUGCUGAGACUUCAGGAAUCAAUCAGUGACUUUUACUGGUAUUAUUCUGGGAAAGACAUCAUUGAUGAACCAGGCAAGAGGAACUUCUCUAAAGCAAUGACAGUAGCCAAGCAAGUCUUUAACAGUCUCACAGAAUACAUACAGGGGCCAUGCACUGGGAACCAGCAGUCUCUGGCUCAUAGCAGAUUGUGGGAUGCCGUGGUGGGAUUCCUCCAUGUAUUUGCACACAUGAUGAUGAAACUGGCACAGGAUUCCAGUCAGAUUGGUCUUCUAAAGGAACUUCUAGAUCUUCAGAAAGACAUGGUGGUUAUGCUGCUUUCUCUUCUGGAGGGCAACAUUGUGAAUGGCACCAUUGCUCGCCAGAUGGUAGACAUGUUGGUGGAGUCAUCUAGCAAUGUUGAGAUGAUCCUCAAGUUUUUUGACAUGUUCCUUAAGCUGAAGGACAUUGUGGCAUCUGAUGCAUUCCGGGACUAUGUGACGGAUCCACGUGGCCUAAUCUCUAAGAAGGACUUUUCCAAAGCCAUGGACAGCCAAAAGCAGUACUCUACAUCUGAGAUCCAGUUUCUUCUGUCAUGUUCUGAGGCUGAUGAGAAUGAAAUGAUCAACUUUGAAGAGUUUGCAGAUCGUUUCCAGGAGCCAGCCAAGGACAUUGGUUUCAACAUUGCUGUGCUACUCACCAAUCUUUCAGAGCAUGUUCCCCAUGACACACGUCUGCAGAAUUUCUUAGAGCAAGCUGAAAGUGUCCUGAACUAUUUCCGCCCCUUCCUGGGCCGCAUCGAAAUUAUGGGCGCAAGUCGGAGGAUUGAGCGAAUUUACUUUGAGAUCAGUGAGGCCAACAGAAACCAGUGGGAAAUGCCUCAGGUCAGAGAAUCUAAAAGGCAGUUUAUAUUUGAUGUGGUCAAUGAAGGUGGUGAAUCUGAGAAGAUGGAGCUAUUUGUCAACUUUUGUGAGGAUACCAUCUUUGAGAUGAACAUUGCCUCCCAGAUCUCUGAGCAAGAGGAAGAAGGAAUUGGAGAUGAGGAUGAAGAAGAAGAAGAGGAAAGUGGUGGAGGGGCAAAUGGUGAUGGGGGAGAAGGAGAAGAAGGGAAUGGAGAUGAGACUCCAGCUGAGUCUAGUUCGGCAUUCGCAGACUUUAUCAAGAGCGUAGUCAACUUUUUUAAUAUGUUUACCUUCCGCAACCUCAGGCGACGCUAUCGCAGACUUCGGAAAAUGACUAUAAAGGAAAUGAUUGUAGGUCUGGCUACCUUUUUCUAUACAAUCAUCAUGGGAAUCCUUCAUUUUAUCUACAGCAUAUGCAAAGGCUUUUUCUUGCUGAUAUGGAAAACACUGUUUGGAGGCGGCCUUGUGGAGGGAGCUAAAAAGAUGACAUUAACCGAAAUUCUUACCAACAUGCCUGAUCCAACUCAGGAAGAGGUGCAUGGUGAUCAAGCAGCUGAGCCUAGUGCUAGAAAGGUUCAGGAAGCAGGUGGAUCAGGAGAUGGAGAGGAAGCAGGUGGUGGAGAGGUAGAAGAUGAGGAUGGGCAAGAGGCAGAAGGAGGAGGUAGACCUGGAUUUGACACACCUGGAGGUCUAGGAGACAUGGGAGAAACUGAGCCUGAGGAGCCCCCAACACCAGAGGGUUCCCCACUGCUGAAGAGGAAACUGCUGGGUGAAGGAGGAGAGGGAGAGGAAGUGGUGGAAGAAGAGCCGCCAAAAGAAGAGCCAGCCCCAGAACCAGAGAAGGCAGAUACUGAAAAUGGGGAGAAAGCAGAAAAAGAAGCUGAGGCAGAGCCAGAAGAGAAAGUGGAUGAGAAAGAGGAGAUUAAAGUAAAAGCCAAAGCCAAGAAAGAAAAACACACAGCUGGAGAUGGCUUUGAGCUCUGGAAUGAAUUGGAGGUGCAGAGAAUCAAAUUCAUGAACUACUUGUCUCGCAACUUCUACAACCUGCGUUUUCUGGCUCUGUUCAUCGCCUUUGCUCUAAACUUCAUCCUGCUCUUUUACAAGGUGUCCAGUAGCCCCCCAGGUAUGGAGUUUGAAGGCUCAGGCAUGUUUGAGGGCUCUGCAAUGGAUGACGGCUCUGGGGGUGAACCAGAGGGUUCUGGAAUGGAGGAAAAUGGAGAAGAAGAUGAUGAAGAUGGGCCUCUCUAUUACUUCCUGGAAGAGAGCACUGGUUACAUGGAACCUGCAAUGGCAUUCCUCGGCAUUUUACACACCAUCAUAUCUUUCCUCUGCAUUAUAGGCUACAACUGUCUAAAGGUUCCCUUGGUUAUUUUUAAAAGAGAGAAGGAGCUGGCUCGUAAGCUGGAAUUUGAUGGUCUUUAUGUGACUGAACAGCCGGAAGAUGAUGACAUCAAAGGCCAGUGGGACAGACUGGUCCUAAAUACACCAACCUUCCCAAACAACUACUGGGAUAAGUUUGUAAAGAGAAAGGUGUUAGAGAAGUAUGGGGAUAUCUAUGGCAGAGAGAGGAUUGCUGAGCUGCUGGGAAUGGACCUGGCAUCACUGGAUGUCAGUGCAAUGACGCAUGAGAAAAAGCAUAAACCUGACAACUCCAUGUUCACCUGGCUGACCGCCAUCGACAUCAAGUAUCAAAUCUGGAAGUUUGGAGUUGUUUUCACAGAUAAUACUUUCCUUUACCUGGUGUGGUACUUGGUCAUGUCCUUUCUCGGUCACUACAACAACUUCUUCUUUGCCUGUCACCUGCUGGACAUUGCCAUGGGUGUCAAAACGUUACGUACCAUCCUGUCUUCUGUCACACACAAUGGCAAGCAGCUUGUGAUGACGGUGGGCUUGCUAGCUGUAGUCGUGUACCUGUACACUGUCGUAGCCUUUAACUUCUUCCGCAAGUUCUACAACAAGAGUGAAGACGAGGAUGAGCCAGACAUGAAGUGUGAUGACAUGAUGACUUGCUACCUCUUCCACAUGUAUGUGGGAGUGAGAGCCGGCGGAGGAAUAGGUGAUGAGAUUGAGGAUCCGGCUGGAGAUGAAUACGAGCUGUACCGUGUCGUCUUUGACAUCACUUUCUUCUUUUUCGUCAUUGUCAUUCUGUUGGCCAUCAUUCAGGGUCUGAUCAUUGACGCCUUUGGUGAACUGAGAGAUCAGCAGGAACAGGUCAGAGAGGACAUGGAGACCAAGUGCUUCAUUUGCGGAAUUGGAAGUGACUACUUUGACACAACUCCGCAUGGUUUCGAGACGCAUACAAUGGAGGAGCACAACUUAGCCAAUUACAUGUUCUUCCUAAUGUAUCUAAUUAAUAAAGAUGAAACGGAACAUACUGGACAGGAAUCCUAUGUGUGGAAAAUGUACCAGGAGCGAUGCUGGGACUUCUUUCCAGCUGGUGACUGUUUCAGAAAGCAAUAUGAGGAUCAGCUCGGCUAGUUUUGCCAUGGCCAGUGCACUAGUGCGUGUGUUAGUGAAUGAUUGUGUUUGCUUGGAAAUUCAGACGGUGAUGGAUGCAAACGGGUCUGUUUCAGUGUGGCAAUUUAAGAACAAACUUGAGCACACAUUUACACCCCAAGCCUUUCAUUUACUUGUGUUGUCAGAAUAAGAGAAAGAUGAAUAUGCAAAGUGUGUGUAUUAGUGUUUCUGUCCGUGUGAGAGAGAAAGCAAUAGAUGGAAAGUUAAAAUCCUGAAUGUAAACAACGUUUCAAAAAAUGCUCGAGGCUGCCAUCUCUCUGUCUUGUAUGUAUGUUUUUUUAUGGAUCUUAAAACAUUACAGUGCCUAUUCCUGAAAUAACUACAAUAAUGGCGGGUAUGGUGAUACUGCUUUAUAGGAUGUCAGUAUUGAUUUUUUAAAAUAGUUUGCCUAGUUUGAUUAGGAGAGAAAUCAGAUUGAAUGUACAUGUAAUAUAUGACGUUUUUUUCUGUUAUGUAUGUUAAAGCUGAGGUUACAGUGUAUUUACACAAAUACAUACUAGAGCAACAGAAACAGAGCCAUAUCACUGCUUAAGUCUUGCUCUACCACUAUAAAACAUUAACAUGUGAUCCUUUGAGAGGAACCUAACCAAAGGCCUUUUCCCACUAUUCAUUUCUUGAGACAAUUUUAUAUGUUCUACAAAACUAACCCAAACUUUGUAUGAAUGUUUAAUGAACUUUUGUGCACUGCAAAGUCUUAGGAUGAGAUCGUUUCUGUGCCAUGUUCACUCACACAGAGUUUCUGAAACUCAGCUGUACAACGCCAUCUUUACAGGAGAAGAUUUUUUUAACCUGCAUAGAAACACUGUUAACGGAUAAGGAACAAAUGAAUGCUAGUUGAGAAUGGAAUUACACUGCGUCACCUGUUUUCUACUUGGAUGUAUAGAGUACAGCCGGCGUUCCCAUCCUGUCAUUUAUGUCUAUGACAAGAAGAACUUUAAAUACUGUAGAUUUAAUUAACUUAUUUUAACAAAAAUAUAUAGAUGUAUAAAUACAUAUAUUUUUUGUUGGAGCAUUGGAAUAUAACAGAUGCAGUCCACCUUUCUGUUUUAGGUAAAUAUAUAUAUUGAGUAAUUUUUUUGGGAUAAUUACAAACAACAAAAAAAAGUACUGAUUAAAGUAAAAGAUGGAAAAAAAUGAUGAAAAAAGCAUCCAUUUUGCAAACAGACAUCAUUUUUGAUUGUGCCAAAACACUUCUGGUCUUACUUUUAAAUCAAUUGCAUAUCUUUUUUUUCACAUUAGCGAAAUUAAUGAUAUUAGAUCUUUAUUAUUUGUGUUUUAAAAGUAAGCCACACUAUACACAGACACACACACAUGGAAACACACUUACUUUCCAUGUUUGCGGGAAGUGUGAAAGGGUGUCCAAUGUGUGAAGAAUAGAGAUUUCUUUUCUUUAAAUCUCACUGUGUUUCAAUAAAAUAAUAUUUUAGGAGCA